Messenger RNA from Tarenaya hassleriana, 1081 nucleotides. Its product is annotated as peroxidase 35-like. The record is from RefSeq and is a predicted model, not a curated record. Lineage: Eukaryota; Viridiplantae; Streptophyta; Magnoliopsida; Brassicales; Cleomaceae. Gene Ontology annotation, biological process: hydrogen peroxide catabolic process; response to oxidative stress. Gene Ontology annotation, molecular function: heme binding; peroxidase activity. The transcript has 4 exons. Bases 57 to 1046 code for a protein of 329 amino acids.
AGCUCUUCUUUACCUUGUAUUGAACUAAAAUCUAUAUAGUCCAACGCUUGGGAGAGAUGGCUCGGUUCGGUCUGGUCCUAGCCACGGCUCUUUGUCUCGCCGUCUCCAUGUUCCCUGACCUAACCACGGCUCAGCUGAUGCCCAAAUUCUACGCCAAGACAUGUCCCAACGUCGAACAAAUCGUCAGAAAUGUCGUCAAGAGAAAAGUCAAGCAAACCUUCGUCUCCAUCCCAGCCACUCUCCGCCUCUUCUUCCACGACUGCGCCGUCUCUGGAUGUGAUGCAUCGCUUAUGAUUCAAUCAACACCGAACAACAAGGCGGAGAAGGAUCAUCCGGACAACUUGUCAUUGGCCGGAGACGGGUUCGACGUGGUGAUCCAAGCCAAGAAAGCCCUCGACGCUAACCCUAACUGCCGUAACAAGGUCUCUUGCGCCGAUAUCCUUGCCUUGGCUACCCGAGACGUCGUCGUCGAAGCAGGAGGACCGUUCUAUGAAGUGGAGCUCGGAAGGUUCGAUAGUUUGGUGUCAAAGGCAGCCAGUGUCGAAGGAAACUUGCCCAAACCGACCGAUGAUCUUAACAAACUCAAUGCCCUCUUCAGUAAGCUGAAACUUAGCCAAGAUGACAUGAUUGCUCUCUCAGCGGCACACACCGUCGGAUUCGCGCACUGCAGCAAGGUGUUCAACAGAAUCUACAGCUUCAGCAAAACCAGCCCCGUGGACCCUACAUUGAACAAGACCUACGCCAAGGACCUUCAGAUGGCAUGCCCGAAGAAAGUGGACCCCAGAAUCGCCAUCAACAUGGACCCCACCACUCCAAGGAUCUUCGACAAUGUCUACUUCAAGAAUCUCCAACAGGGCAAAGGACUGUUCACCUCCGACCAGGUUCUCUUCACCGACAGCCGUUCUAAGCAGACCGUCAACGCCUGGGCCAAGGACCCGCAAGCGUUUAACCGCGCGUUUGCGACCGCCAUGACCAAGCUCGGCCGCUUUGGCGUUAAGAACCGCUUCAAUGGAAACAUCCGUCGCGAUUGUGGUCGAUUUAACUGAACAUGAUUCGGCCUAACCCAAAGUGUGAUCCCCCC